Neomonachus schauinslandi (Hawaiian monk seal) is the source of this 573-nucleotide messenger RNA. RefSeq names its product galectin-related inter-fiber protein (gene GRIFIN). The record is from RefSeq and is a predicted model, not a curated record. Bases 1 to 429 code for a protein of 142 amino acids. Gene Ontology annotation, molecular function: carbohydrate binding. The transcript has 4 exons. NCBI's taxonomy places the organism in Eukaryota, Metazoa, Chordata, Mammalia, Carnivora, Phocidae.
AUGCAGUUCGAAGCCUUCUGUGCAGGGGGCCUGGCCCCUGGCUGGAGCCUGCUGGUCCAGGGACACUCUGACUCUGGAGAGGACAAGUUUGAGAUCAACUUCCUGUCCGAGGCGGGGGACAUUGCCUUCCACAUCAAGCCCCGGUUCUCCAGUGCCACCGUGGUGGGCAACACUUUCCAGGGGGGCCGCUGGGGCCAGGAGGAAGUGUCCAGCGUCUUCCGGCUGGUGCUGGGGGAGCCCUUUGAGAUGGAGGUCAGCUCAGAUGAGGAGCACUUCCAUGUCCACGCCCAGGAGCACAAGGUGCUGCAGUUCGCACACCGUCACAGGCCACUGGCGGCCAUCACCCGGGUGCAGGUGCUGAGUGACCACCGCCUGGCCCAGGUGGAGCUGGCCAGGAGGGACCUGAGCUGGUGGGACGGGGGCCACUGAGCUGUGCCCGAAGUCCCCGGAGGGAGCCUCGGCUAUCAACCAUCCCUUGUUCAGUGGAGCCCACGCAGAGGGAGCUGAGGGGAGUGGUCUGUGGUGCUGGCGCCUCCUAUUCUAGAUCUACCUUCAAUAAAGUUUGAGCAGGCU